CGAGAGGAUGCGGGACUGUAGUUAGCCAGCUUGUGUCUGUGCACUAGAGUAGGGAAGCGGUGCUGUGCUGACGAGAGUGUGGCAGUGUUGUGCCGCCAAGAUGGAGGGCAGCUGCCCAGUUGGGCCGACGGCGCAUAUUUCGUGCCUGUAUCCUGAGAUUCUUGCCCUCAUCUUUAGUUAUCUCGACGUCAGGGACAAAGGACAUGCUGCUCAGGUUUGUACCGCCUGGCGUGACGCGGCUUAUCACAAAUCUGUGUGGAGGGGUGUGGAAGCUAAACUCCACUUGAGGAGAGCCAAUCCGUCUUUGUUUCCAAGUCUAGUGAAGAGGGGAAUACGACGUGUCCAAGUUCUCAGUCUCCGUCGCAGUUUGCGUGAUGUGGUGCUGGGUGUGCCAAAUAUCGAAAGUCUCAACCUCAUCGGAUGCUACAAUCUGACCGACACGUGGCUUAGUCACGCCUUUGUCCACGAAGUGCCGACACUCAGUGUGCUCAACCUCAGUAUGUGCAAGCAGGUGACCGAUUCCAGUCUGGGUAGAAUAGCGCAAUAUCUCAAGAAUUUAGAAGUGUUAGAUUUGGGUGGUUGUUCGAAUGUCACUAACACGGGACUGCUUCUUAUCGCCUGGGGACUGAAAAGGUUAAGGAGUCUCAAUCUCAGAAGUUGUCGACACGUGUCCGACACGGGAAUAGGUCAUUUGGCAGGUCUGACGACAGAAGCUGCCGACGGCACUUUGGCGUUAGAACAUUUGGGACUUCAGGACUGUCAGAAGUUGACAGACGAUGCCUUGAGACAUUUGAGUCUGGGACUACAUCACCUCAAGAGUAUCAAUCUAAGUUUUUGUGCCAGUGUUACAGAUUCGGGCCUGAAACAUCUAGCACGGAUGCCAUCUCUCAGAGAGUUAAACCUUCGAAGCUGUGAUAAUAUAUCUGAUGUCGGAAUGGCGUACUUGACUGAGGGAGGGUCAAGAGUCACGACGCUCGACGUCAGUUUCUGUGACAAGGUAGGCGACCAAGGACUUUUACAUAUUUCCCAGGGACUUUUCAAUUUGCGUAGUCUUAGUCUCAAUGCAUGUCCCAUUAGUGAUGAAGGGUUGAAUCGCAUCGCCAGGACUCUCAGUGACCUGCAUACGCUCAACAUCGGCCAGUGCAGUAGGAUCACAGACAAAGGACUGAGUCUUAUAGCAGAUUACUUGCAUCAGCUCAGGUGCAUAGAUUUAUACGGUUGUACGAAAAUAACGACAGUCGGUCUGGAAAAAGUGAUGCAACUUCCACAUUUAAGCGUCUUAAACUUGGGUCUGUGGCAAAAACAGCGGUGAAAUGUGUUUUUACGUGUUAAAAGAUGUGUAAAUAGUAAUGUAUAUGUAGACAACUGUCCAAUACUUGUUCAGGUUCGCCGAGGAACGGAUAGCAGAUGGCAGCUUCAGUGUGUGAUUGCAAUGAGUGAUCGUGAAGUGUGAUUGAUCGAAUGAAGAAAGUGCUACAACCAACCUUCCCAGCAGGAGACAAAGCAAUGGUGUGUAAAAUCUCCCUUCCAAUUCCGUGGACUUUGUAUAUAUCUAUUUUCGUUCUGUUGUCUGUUACUUUGCAAAAAUAGGGACGGAGUUCGUGGGUGUAUAUAUAAAAAAGGACCGAAAACUCCCCUUCCCCAUUCCCAACAAUUUAUCUGUCAGGAACUGCCAAUGGCAAGACCUGUGAGGUGGUGCUCAGAAUGCUUUCUUUGACCUUGGGACCUGAUACGUCCCCAGGCCUUAUUCACACAAAGUACUAUUAUAAAAGUAAUUUUUGUUAACUA
Molecule: messenger RNA, 1788 nt
Organism: Centruroides sculpturatus (bark scorpion)
Lineage: Eukaryota; Metazoa; Arthropoda; Arachnida; Scorpiones; Buthidae
Gene: Ppa
Product: F-box/LRR-repeat protein 14-like
Exons: 1
Coding region: 101-1312 (403 amino acids)
Molecular function (GO): protein binding
Source: RefSeq, a predicted model, not a curated record